CUUCACUCACAACUUCAUGAGGUUUUCUCAUGUCCCGGUCUAACAACAGGCCCUUGUUGGAGCCGGAGAGCUAGAGUCUGGCAGAUUGAUGGCUGCCUGUGUGCUGUGUCGGCGGGUGCCCAGGCUGCGCUACCUCAGAGGCUUGAGAAAGGAUUUUGCCCAGGCUCAGCAUGUGAAUAGCAAAGCAGAGGAUGAGACCAGUGAGCAGGAGGGAAAGAGAGGAGCUUUGCGAGACGAGGAAUCCUCUCUCCAAGGAGGCUACAGGCUGCACUACAACCCUUCUUCAUAUCACCACACAGUGUGGAACUGUGCAAAUACCCGGAGCCAAACAGAUAAUGAUGAGGAAGAACAGUGUCUCUCUACUCUCGCGUCUUCCCUCUGGCAACAGAGCAAUCGCUACAGUGUGAGUUGCUCACGGCAUCUUUCCAGCUCCAAAAACACAUUGCUUGACUUGGCGUUCAACAAAGGCCCUGAUCCCAAAAUGCCAUUACCAUCACUGUACCACAGAAAACCUAUAUCGCCUGAUGUUAAAGUAGAUACACGUGCCUUUCUCAAGUGCCGGUCAGAGUAUGCCUCCAUUAGCUUUGACCUCAACCAGCGUCCUCUCUCAAUCGAAUGGGAAAGGGCCUUGCAGCUUCUCCAAAAAGUGACUGUUCUAAAAGGCAGCAUGAAACCGUCUGAUGUGUCUCAGUUUCUCGCGGAGCUCAGCCUCUUGCACCCAGAUAAGAUGUCAUUAGUGAGGAGUGACCAACGCUUCAUCAUGCUCCUCCGGUAUUCUGUGGAAAACCUGCGCCUCUUUACUCAACCUCAGCUGCUGGAGGUGCUGCAGUCAUUUGUGUGGCUGGAUAUCCCCUCUGCCCACACUGUUCUUGGACUGUAUGAGGCUGAGCUGAGCUGCCGAGCCAACAAGAUGAGUUUACACCAGUUGCUGUUAGCUGCUGACUUAUGGCGCUGUAUUGGGAGGCAGGUCCCCCAGUUCUUACAGCACCUCUAUAAAUCGGUCCAUUUGUAUCUGGGACAGAUGGAAGUUCCUGAGUUAAUCCAACUGUUGUAUAUAAUGGGAGAAAGUAGGCGGUGCCCAAAAGACUUGAUCCAUCCUGUAGUGCAGCUACUCAUGCGCCACUUACAACAACUACACCCUGAGGAGGUUGGCACUGUAUGCCUGGCGCUCUUUAAAUCCCAGGCUUCAAUUUCUGAGGGUGCAGUGACUGGUAUUGUUGAUAAGGCACACUCCUUUGUGGGGGAGAUGAGUGACUUUGCCAUGGUGAAUGUGCUGAAAUACCUGCGUUUCAGUUACCUGUAUCAUUGGUCGUGGAUGGAGGCCAUGACUCUGGAAGUGCCUCGACGGGCCCACAGGAUGGGUGUCAAGGGGCUGAUGCAUGUGGCACUGGCGUGUUCAGCGUUGCAUUACCGCAAUGAUAACAUCCUCAUGGCUAUCGCCGAGAGAAUUCCAUCAUUGGUGCCACACUGCAGGAGUAAGGACUCCUGUAAACUGUUGUGGAGCUUUGGGACAUUAGGGUUUCUUCCAGUUCAGAGCCCAAGCUUUUAUCCAAGCCUUACAGAGGCCCUUAGACAGAGGAAAGCUGAAUUCCAGCGAUACCCAGAGCACCUGCUUACUGGUCUUCUUGGCCUGGUCUUUGUCUCUCAGUUCCAACAGGACCUAAUUGCAUUAGCCUUGAGCCCUGACUUUGUCAAUUUAGCACUGAAAUCGAAACAGCUGGAGCUGAAAAAAGACCUGUUCACUUUAGAUGGAACGGUGGCUCUGGAGUUGCCUGAGUGGACUGGCCCACGGCUAAGCUGUGAACUGAGAGAGGAAACAGAAGAAAUGUUGUGGAAGUUUGCUCAAUCAGAUACAUGCAGGAAACCAGAAGUCCAGGAGGCAGAAUCUGCUCUGCAAGAACUGCUUGGCAGCGAGCAGUUUGUAUGCACCCGAAUGAUUCUGCCUCACACUCGCUCCAUUGACCUUGAAGUACAUGUUGAUUCCACUGGACAGCCCAUACCUGUGAACCCAGCACCCCACAUGGCCACAAUAUCUUCUGAGAACAAUUCAUCCAAAUUUCCUUCAAACCAUAGCUGGGGGAGAAUAAAUACUGGAGUAACUAUAACGGAUGAACUUUUAGCACAACUAACAAAUACCAAAAACACCACAAAUCCUGUAACCCCAUCUCCUGCAGUUACUACAUCCCCUCACAGAGUAGAGCCUGACGAUGAUGUGAGACUGUUUGACACAGGGUUAAACCUGACCAGUGCCAUUGCAGAAAUACUUACCAAACCUAGUAGCUUAAGUGUAGACCCUCAGGACUCCAAGGGAACAGUCAAACUUGCUAUCCAGGUUGCCCACAGGAACCAUUACUGCUACCAUUCACGACAGUUGUUGGGCCUUCAUGCCUUAAAGAGGAGGCAGUUGAAGUUGGCAGGCUAUAAGGUUGUAGAGCUUAGCUAUCAGGAGUGGUUUCCUAUGUUGAGAAGAAGCAAGGCUGAGAAGCUAGCAUACCUGCACUGCAAGAUCUACAACAGUCUGUAAUGUUUUCAGACCUUGAAGAGUCUGAGAGCAAUCACAAUAAACCUUGCAUGCAUUGUAAGCUUUUUUAGCACUUUUGCUUCUGGGCAGUAUGUAAUUUGUUAGGAGAAUGUGCAAAGCACAGUAAAUAAUCUGUUAUGGAGGUGGACAAAUGUUUUUUUCUUUUAUUACCAUCAUUGACUUUUUGUACAUGUUUAGUUAAUAAUACAUUUAAUUUUGAUAAAAUCUACAAAAAAGCCUUUCCAUCAAAAUGUGUUAAAUGUCAAGAUAUUUUUGUGAAAAUAAUGAUAAUUAAAGAAUA
Molecule: messenger RNA, 2822 nt
Organism: Scomber scombrus (Atlantic mackerel)
Lineage: Eukaryota; Metazoa; Chordata; Actinopteri; Scombriformes; Scombridae
Gene: fastkd5
Product: FAST kinase domain-containing protein 5, mitochondrial
Exons: 2
Coding region: 89-2524 (811 amino acids)
Biological process (GO): mitochondrial RNA processing; regulation of mitochondrial mRNA stability
Cellular component (GO): ribonucleoprotein granule; mitochondrial matrix
Molecular function (GO): RNA binding
Source: RefSeq, a predicted model, not a curated record